Molecule: messenger RNA, 1332 nt
Organism: Naumovozyma castellii
Lineage: Eukaryota; Fungi; Ascomycota; Saccharomycetes; Saccharomycetales; Saccharomycetaceae
Gene: PKP1
Product: protein kinase PKP1
Exons: 1
Coding region: 1-1332 (443 amino acids)
Source: RefSeq, a predicted model, not a curated record
AUGCUACAGAGUACUAUCCGGUUUGCUAGAUUAGGGAAUAAGAGUCUACUCACCCGCCCGUUUUUCUGUAGUUCUAUUACAGGGAAUAGACACACAACACAUGCACAUCAUCUAAAACAUAAUAAAGCAGCUAUCAAUUUGUCUCACCUAGAUUUUCAAGCUUAUUAUAAGAUCAGAUCCAAUAUUGAAUUGCUUAUCCAAGAUUAUUCCAGGAAACCAAUACCCCCAUUAUCAUAUAAGUUUCUCACCGAGUAUCAGAAACCGCUCUCUCAAACCGAAAAAUACAACCUUGCCAUCAAGACAAUCAACCAGUUGAUUUCAUUAACAUGCCGCCAAUUAAGUUUAAUUCAGAACCUACCAUAUAUUGUACUAUUAAAUCCAAAGAUAAAUCAGAUAAACUCCUUAUAUUUAAAGACUUUGGAGUCGUUGCUAUCCAUCACUUUCCCAUAUGACUUAUAUAAGAAUGACUUGAUCCUGUCUCUCUUAAAUCAUUUGAAUGAGGAACAUAACGAUACUUUACUUGUGUUAUCCGAUGGAUUGAAGGAAAUAAACAAUGAAUUGCUUUCCAAUGAAGCAAUAUCAAAGUUUCUGGACGUUCAUAUAAGAGACAGAAUUACUAUGAAACUAAUCAUCCUAAAUCAUUUGGCUUUAUUGUCACCAAAAACUGAACCGGAUAUGAUUGGGAUAAUACACAAAAGAGUCAAAAUAUCCCAAUUCAUAAAUCAGACAUUCGAAUUUGUCAAUGACCUAUGCCAGCUGAAGUUUAAUUUACCAAUGUCAACAACAGGUAAUUCAUCAAUGAUAACAUAUAUAACUGGUGAAGAAAUUGAGUUCCCAUGUAUACCUGUAAUAUUAGAAUAUGUGCUGACUGAGAUAUUGAAAAAUUCCAUGAAGGCUCAUAUUGAGAAUGAUGUUACUAAACCUAUUGAAAUAUCUAUCUUUGAGACCGACAGUGAUGAACUGACAGUAAGAAUCAGAGAUUAUGGUGGAGGUAUUGACCCCAAAAUUGAACCAAAAAUAUUCCAAUAUUCAUUCAGCACAACGUUAGAUUCAACAUUUUCUAAAAUACAUGAAGAGAACAACGGCAAUCAACGGGAAACUGACUCAGUUAUAGGAUCAUGUCAAAAUGAUUCCUCUGUCCCUCAAUUAAUGAUGCCUGGAGAAGUUGAAAAUAACACCAUUUCAGGAAUGGGAUACGGGUUACCACUUUGCAAGAACUACCUUGAAUUAUUCGAUGGUGAUAUUACCAUCCAAAAUCUAUGGGGAUUAGGGACUGAUGUAUAUAUAAAGGUGAAAGGCCCUAAUAAGUCUCUAUUAGCCGAUCGUAAAUAG